This is a messenger RNA of Osmia bicornis bicornis, 2285 nucleotides long. RefSeq names its product reticulophagy regulator 3-like. Lineage: Eukaryota; Metazoa; Arthropoda; Insecta; Hymenoptera; Megachilidae. Gene Ontology annotation, biological process: reticulophagy. The record is from RefSeq and is a predicted model, not a curated record. Bases 250 to 1266 code for a protein of 338 amino acids. The transcript has 7 exons.
UCAUUAGAAGGAUAACAGACGCAACGUAACUGAAUAUCAGAACAUUUAAAAAAUCAAUUAGGAAGAAACAAAAGAAACCCUGUGAUUCGAAAGAGGGUGGUCCGAAAGUUUAACAAGAGCGAACGCGAAACAAGUGCAAGGAUAUAUACAUACACAUAAAUACAUACAAUCGUCUUCCGAGGGUGUACCAUGCCAAAGGAGUACAGGAAUUAGGACGACAAAAGCAGCCAACGUCGACCUGGAACUGUCAUGGAACGACUUUCAAGAGUGGCAUGUUAUUUCCAAUGGAUGAGAAAUGCGACAUUUCGUGAUACGAGUGAGGUGACUACCGAGGACAAGCGUAAAACUAUCGAGGUUGAACAAUAUCGGAAUGUUGGAUGCAAUUUUGAGGCUUCGAGACGAUUCUGUGGUAUUUUGGAGAGUAUUCUUCUUUGGGAAAAUUCGGUAAACAGUAUCUCCGUCGUCAUCGUAUUCAACAUACUGUUUUGGGGUAUUAUUGUAUUAGAGGUACGUGGCUUUGCUGCAGCCAGCAGUGCUGCGCUGGUCAUUGUCCUUUGCUAUAGUACCUUAGAAGCUCAAGUUCAAAAAGAAAAUAAAGCAUUGGAUACAUCGACAUCCUAUGCAAAAGCAGAGCAAAUAGAAAAAAUAGGAAGAAGAGUAAAAUCAGUAAUUCAUAGUUUGAAACAGUUAAGAAAAGAUCAACCGGGAGUGUUUUGCAGUGCUAUAUGUUCUCUAUCUUUGGGCCUAUGGAUUAUUGGUCGUACUAUAAAUGGUGUACUUCUUGCAUAUACAAUUUGUAUGAGCAUUCUACUUGGACCUGCAUUGCUGUUAAAGCUCCCUAGCAGAAUAUCACACAAAGAAUGGGAUAGCGAAAUUGAAGAAUUUUUACCAGCGGUAACUGAGGAUAAUCUUCAAGUUCUUACAAGAGCAGGAGAAUCAGGGGAUCAAUCUCCAACACCAACCAGUGUGUUAUCUGAUGCUCAAAAUGAAUUUUUUAAUGACGAAGAACUUACUGGUUUAAAAAUGCCAUCGCACGAAGAUGGCAGUGCCGACGAUAUAGAAGUCUCGGAAUUAGAGCUUAGCGCCGAAGAAAAUGAUGUGGAUGGUAUUAAAUUUCAAAGUGCUCAUUUUGAAAAAGGAUCAUCUUCUGAAGAAGAAGCGGAGCUUGAACCUACAUCAAGAAAAUUAGUUAGUCAUAGUGAUGAGAGUGGUAGCGAAUUCGAAAUAAUUGACAGUCAAGAAGUUGAUAACAUAGAUCUUGCAUAAGAUUCACAGGUAUGUGAAACUGUGAAGUUAUUGUUAUGCAGAGUAGAAUUAAAAGUAAAACUGAUCGUUAAACGAUAAAAAAAAUUAAUGAUUAAAUAUAUGUUAACAAGGUAAUAAUUUAAGCAACUUAAAUUACUUGGUUUAGAUUUGAACUACCUGCUUCAGUUCAUGAAUAUUUGUGCAAUGCAACUAUUUUCUUUAAUAAAUUCGCGAAAAUCUUUUAUCACUAGACAAAACGAAGAUAAUUAUCUCGUGAAAUUUUUAAACUUUCUAAAAAAUACAACGGUGUACUUACAUACACUCGAAGUAAAUGCACGAAGUUGUACAUACUAUGUACAAUAAAGAAAAUCAUUUUGAUUUUUAUUUCUGAUAUAUAAACAAUUCUUAGUGUACAUAAAAGUUUGAAUUUAAAAAUACUUUUGAAGAAAAAAAAGAAAAAACGAAUAAAUAAAUUUUUGUUUAAAUAUUAUUUUGACCUUCAUGGUCAAAAAUAGUUUUGUAUAUACGUAUCAAGUACAGGAAAAUAUUUAGCUGUAAAUUAUAAUUAAGGAAUUAGAAAUUGUAAUGUUCAUUAUGCAGCAGGUAGCAGUUGGAUAAAUAUAAUAGUAUUUGCUCUGGUUUUGAUAUUGUAAAACAUGUUCAUACAGAGAACAAUUUAAUUUAUCAGAAACAAACCGUUAAUAUUUUGUAAAUAAUAUAGUUUGAUUUAGUCCAAUCCAGAUUAAAUAGUGAACAGAGCAUAAGUUGUGUACAUGAAUCAAUAGCCUGCUAAUAAUUAGAAAUAAUUUGUUCAUAAAAUGUGAGAAUUUCAAUCAUAAAAUAGUACAAUCUUAAAAUUUAUUUAAAUAAUCAUAUUUUGUUGUACGAUUACUACUAAAAAUGAUGUCACUUGUGUAAAUAGUUUUAUCGAUACUAUCUGUAUAGAGUCGUCCAUGAAUCAUUUGUGACGAUUUUUUAGCUGCUUCUGAUGGUUUGGCGAAAAUGUUUUAAAUAAAAAUUUUAUGGUUUAUAACAAAGAA